GACGCAUCUCAUUCUUAUCUCUUUCUCUCGCGUCUUCCGGCGACCACCGGCACCCAAGCAGAGCAGCAUCACUUUUUUGUGUGAGGAUGGCUGCAGAGGCAAUCGACGGCGGCAGGAUCUGCGGACCUUGGUUGGUCGAGCUCCAACCGUGGGGACGGGGAGCUGCAACCCCUGGGUUGAGAUUUGGAGGCGAUGGCGACAAGUGCUGUAACCCAGCAAGCCGCCGGUGCUAGAGACGGCGGCGACAAGUGCUGGAGAGUUGGAGCCACUGCGACAAGUGCUAGAGAUCCGGCGAGGGUCUUUUUUUCUGGAAGCAGCCCCAAAUUUGUACCCAUUUUUUGCUACAACCGUUCUGAAUUUUGCUACUAUCGUUUUGUCAAUUCCUACAUCCCUCUUUCUUUGCUAGGAUGUGCAAAUGUGAUGUUUUUUUCUGGUCGAUUUUUGGUAGAACCAUGUUUGAUUUUGCUGGAAACGGAGACAUUUUUUGCUACAUCCAUGUUUUGAUUUUGCUGGAACCGCACACAAUUUUUGCUACAUCCACCCACGGCGGUGUUGGUCGACGGCGGCGAUGGCUAUCUUUUUGCUACUACCGUUGGAGCUUUUUACUACAUCCAUGUAAGGCGGAGCUGUGACCUCGCGAAGGCGGCGAGCGUUUUGCUGCACCCGUAGUUUGAUUUUGCUACUACCGGUGAGAUUUUUGCUACAUCCAUUCAAAUGGCGUUGAUUGACUGGCGGCCGUCGUCGAUGUAAUUCCGUGCAGCGAGCAUCAAUGGCGAGGGAUGGCGGCGGAGCUACAACCAUCGUCCUCAAGAGCUGCACCCGCAGGUGGAGCUGUUGCAUGGGUCGAGGCGACAACGAGGCCGGGAGGGUGAGGACCGGUGACGAGAACACCUGGCAAGGGCGGGGUCCGGCGGGCGACGAGGAAGACCGGCGAGCGUGGGGAUUGACGAUGGGGACGUCCACCGGAGGGGACAGGAGGCGUGCUGCCGCGGUCCCCGAGCGGGACAUGCGGAUCCAGCCCGAACUGCCCGAGGAAGAAAAAGCUAGGGGCGAUUUGUUUUUUUUUUUGCCUGAAUCCAACUGCUGCGCGGCUCACAUCCAACGGCCUAGGCUAGACCGGCCGAAACUUUCGACCGGUGCGCCGGCGCCUAUAAGCGCCCUUACUAGAAAGAGAAAAGUUGCUCAGCUUGCCGUCGGAGCCGUGACAGAAUUAACACGUUGCGGCCAGUAGAGUAGUAUGACGAGCACGAAGACACGCAUUAUUUAUAGCCUAUGUAAACAGGGAAACCUAAAAAUGGUAACGUCACCACGCAUGUUGGGUUGAUUGUUACGCUGUGUGCUUAUACAAUUACAAUCGAGGCGAGAGUGAGGUGAGGUGAGGUGAGGUGCGGCGUGCGUGUAGUGUAUCGUGGACAUGGGAUCCAAUUGCAGAGACGCGAAUCGGAUCGGAGGGAGAGAAAAAAAAAGAACGUGCACGGGAGAAGCGAAAACGCGUCUGUCGACAGAAUACAAGAAAAAGUGAACGAAGCUGUGGUUGGAUGGUUGGAAGGACUGUAGUAUCCUUAACCCAUCAGGAUUUAAGUCCUGGUGCUUGCAUUUAUUUCUGGAUUUAUUUCAGGAUUUCCGGCAAUGCGCUUUUAGUGGAAGACGUUUCCGUCGACGACGAGGUGCCUACGGUAACUCGUAAAUUUCAAGAUGAUAUGCCGGCUCAGUAUUUUGAAGGUGCUCAUAGGGAUAAGGUAUGCGUGUGUACGUCGGCUAAGUUAUUUUACCGGAGGCGGGAGGUACCGGAGCCGAAUCCGCCGUUGGGUAGUUUCGUCAAGAUCUGUGCGGGUGUAGUCUGUAUAAGUUAGUAAAUGAACCUGCAUCUUUAUACAUUUGUAAUACCACUGUCCAGACUGACAAGUAGUACACAAUACAUUUAAGUGGAGCCCACACAUUGGAGAUAUUUAUUCUGUCUAUCCUUCUCCUCUACAGAUGCGUCUCCUCUGGCAUCCUGUCUCCCUCCGUCGCCAUUCUUUCUCCUCGAGUUCUUGCCCCAGUUCUCCAAUCUCAUAUCAGUCUAUCAGUACACACCGGAGUAGAUAUUGUUCUAUUCUAGGUUAGAAAACCUCUACUAGAGAUUUUGCAUCCGCUUUCUAGCCAUGAAGCAGCCGUAGCUAAAUCCCCAUCUGAUUGUAGGCUGGAAUCAGAAAAAUUUAGAGAGUUCUAUCAAAUUUGGUAUCCUUUGGCACAGAUCUUAUCCGAUACUCUAUCCAUUGUUGCCUCAAGUAACCAACUAAGGUCAGUUCAUAUAUGUUUUUCAUUUUGUUGUUUUCGGAUCUUCAUUCUGUUCUGUUUUGAUGCACAGAAAACACUUUAUCAUUACUGUGCAUACAGUUUAUUAUUGUUCAAUAUUCUUUCCGCCUUAUGUAAUUCCAUUAAUCUUUUAGGUAAUUAUGGAAAGUCAAAUGGACACAGUGCCUGCCAGUUUUAUGGAACUACUAAACAUGGUUGAACAUCCUAUUACAAAUUUCAAUCAACCGAAUACUGAAAACUCAAUACCUGAAGAGAGUUCAUGUUAUUCUGAUAGACCUUAUUUCUCCGAAGACAAUGAUGUACUUUCCAGACCUAACCUAAGGGUUGAAACUUGUGAUUAUGUCGAUGACUCAAACGAAGUAGAGUCACGUCUACAAUGUAGGAAAGACACUGUCGAACUUCCAGAUAAGAUGUUUAUGCCCGAAAAUCUAGAUGAGAACUACUUAUUUUCUGCAUACAAUGUUCAGACUGAAGAGUCAGAUUCAAAUGAACGAUUCCUCGAAGGAGGACAAGUUGGAGCUGUUGAAAAUGGAAUUAGAAGUUAUUGUGAAGACACAUCUGUGCAAAUGUUAAGGCCGGUUGUUGGUAUGAAGUUUUCAUCAAUUGCAGAAGCAUAUGACUUCUACAAUACUUAUUCUUGGGUACUUGGUUUCAGUAUUAGGAAUGGUGAUAAUUAUAUCACCAUUCGGACUUGCGUACAGAUAAUGCAGGAAUUCACUUGCCAACGAGCCGGAUUCAACAAGAAUACUAAAUAUGCAACUACUAGAUGUGGUUGCAAGGCAACACUCAGGGUAAAUCUGAAUUAAAAUUCUGAAUGGUAUGUCAGAGUUUUUCGUGAAGAACACAAUCAUGCCCUUGUGGAAUCUUGCAGUGAGAAGAAACACCUCCAUUCACAUCAACACAUUGACAAGCCAAUUAGAGACUUAAUAAAGAAUCUUAGAGAGAACAAUGUAUCACUAACAAGGGUUAAUUCUAUAGUUGCUGGUUUCUAUGGAUCAACAAAGAAAGUUCCAUUCUGUAAGCGGAAGUUACGUACGGUUUGUUCACAGAUUGCUAGUGAAACGCUUCAGGACGACAUUGCUAAAACACUGGAGAACUUCCGUGAUAUGAUUGCACUGGACGAUAGAUUUGCUUUUUGUGCUCAGGUGGAUGAUGACAACAGGCUAAAGUCACUAAUGUGGACUAGUGGAAGGAGUAGAUCAUUAUAUAAUCACUUUGGAGAUGCAAUAACUUUUGACACUACGUAUGGAACAAAUAUCUACAAAAUGCCAUUUGGUAUGUUUGUAGGGGUUAGUAACCACUUUGAGAGUGUAAUCUUUGCUGGAGUGUUCUUGACUAAUGAGAAGGAAGAGAAUUUCCGUUGGGCUUUUAAGCAAUUUGUUGCUAUGAUGGGUGGAAAACCACCAAUUACAAUUCUUACAGAUCAGGCUAGAGCCAUUGGAAAUGCAGUCAUUCAAGAGCUUCCUAAUGCAGAACAUAGAUGGUGCAAAUGGCACGUUCUGAAGAGGGCUCAUGAACUUCUGGGAGCUGUUUACAGCAAGCAUAAAACAUUUGCCGAUGAUUUCCAUAAGCUAGUCAACCACAUGCUAACUAUAAAGGAGUUUGAAGAUGCAUGGCAAUUUGUUACGGAAAAGUAUGGUUUACAGGAGCAUCCUUUCAUGACUAGAGCCUACGAGUGUAGGCACAAAUGGGCAAAACCAAACUUUAGUAAAGUAUUUUGUGCUAGAAUGUGUAGCACUCAACGUAGUGAAUGUGCAAACUUUAUGCUGAAGAUACAUAUUGUAUGUAAUUCUUCAAUAAAUGCAUUCAUUACACAGUACAUUAAGCUUAUAGACGAUCGUGAGAGUUGUGAUGCAGAUGCUGAAAGGAAAAAC
Messenger RNA from Triticum dicoccoides, 4172 nucleotides. Its product is annotated as protein FAR1-RELATED SEQUENCE 6-like. The record is from RefSeq and is a predicted model, not a curated record. Bases 2439 to 3104 code for a protein of 221 amino acids. The transcript is spliced from 6 exons. NCBI's taxonomy places the organism in Eukaryota, Viridiplantae, Streptophyta, Magnoliopsida, Poales, Poaceae.